GCGUCCGUGACUGCAGGUGUCGGCACGACAGCAUGGAUCGACAGCGCCGUCCGGUGAACGAAUGACAAACAGCUGCCCCGCACGCAGUGGAGUCGCAGUAGGGUCCCUGUGCAUCGGCGGUGGACGCUCAUUGAUGUCCAGCCGCAGAACGCCGACCCAACCCGACCUGAGGGACGAGCCCGCUUGCAGAGCACCGGUGCGUCCAGGAACCACUGUGGAGAACAUCACGCGAGGAGUGUCCAACAUGCGGGCACACAGCGAUGGUGGCGACGACGAUGCCGGUGGCGGUGACGAUGCUGACGGAGGAUUCAAGGAGGACAGGGAAGCAGGGGACGACGACGACGACAUUCAUAUUCAGCCUUUGGGAAGGACGACUGGGAGGGGGAAAGGACACAACAAAGGUGUUGUUCGUGGACGAUCCGUUGGCCGUGGCGGCAUAGGAGGUGUAAGCCACGACGACAGGAAGUCUGUGGCGUACUGGUCUAUCGGCGACCAACUGCUCCUAGUGAGAUGCAAGCGGGAGCAAGAAAUGCACCUCGCUGGGCUGGGUCACAAUUAUGGGCGGAUGCGGAUGAAGGAGUGGAAGUGGGACGACAUUGUGAAGCGGAUGGCAAACGCGGGGAGGCCUAAAGACACCGACGACUGCAUGAAGAAGUGGGACAAUUUGUUCCAAAACUACGAGAAGAUACAAAGGUUUCAGAAUGCCAGCGGCGAGGCAGAUUUCUUCAGGCUGUCAAAUGAAGAAAGGAAGGAGCACAACUUCAAGUUCCGGAUGGACAGGGUGCUGUACAACGAGAUCCAUGAAGGCAUGCUUGGGAACCACACAAUUUUUCCUCCCAACGUCGCCAACACCGGCAGUCCGGACGGGGUGCAGCUGCCGAGGCGAGGAGCGGCUGGUGGGGAGUCUGUUGGUAGUGAGACCGACGAUGAUGGCUGCCCUAAAGAACGUUAUUCGGCGAGGGACUCCGAUAACAACGCAGGCAGUGGGGCUGAAGGCAGGAAGCGAAAAAAUGCGCAUCAACAGGCGUUGGAGUCGAUCGUUGAUGUCAUGGACUGCCAUGACGAACUGAUGUCCUCGACGAUCGAUCCCUCUAACAAGCGAUAAUGCAACAUUUUGACGAGGCGAUGUGACAUACCUGAGCAGGAAGUUGCUGUUCAAAAAGCGCACUACGAGGCGUCCGAUGA
Messenger RNA from Chara braunii, 1185 nucleotides. Lineage: Eukaryota; Viridiplantae; Streptophyta; Charophyceae; Charales; Characeae. The record is from the annotation of a GenBank genome assembly.